AAAGACGAAACGAGGAUGCGAUGCAACGCGACGACGACGCAGGGCGGAAGUAGUAGUGAGAGAGAUAGACGGCGACUCCGUGCACAUGUUGCAAAUGGCAGGCGGCGAGUGACAUUUCCGUCAGUCCGUGUUUUUUCGUGUCGGUCCACGUAACCGAUUCCUCCACCGUAAGGGAUCGUCCCCGAGAGAAUCCCUCCUCAUCGCCCCCUGAUUCGAGAUCCUCCCCGUCAUCCGCGGGGUACGUUGACCGGGUUCAUCAACCGGUGGAAGAGGGCGGCGACGGCGCCAACGGCCGCGAGCGAGCACGCACCUUGGAAACGAGGGAGAUUAAGUUCGUAGAACCCGGAUCGGCGAGAGCACGUAUACCUUACGGAAAGAGAGAGAGAGAGAGAGAGAGAGAGAAAGGAUGGCGAAACUGGUAAACAUUUGGCGGGACGAUGAACCGGUGAAACUGGCGUGCAAGCAAAUGCCGUUGAUCAUCGACGAGAGUUUGACGAUGAUCAUGGAUAUAAGUAAUUUAGGAGCAGUCAGUGAUAGUCCUUUAGUGCGUGGUAAACAACUGGAUGAAUUUACAAGAAAAUUGGAUAUGCUCACAAAGGAAGAAAUCAAAGCAUCAUUUGAAGUUACUUGCAAGGAUAUACUUGCCAUUUUGGGCCAGGCAGAACCGUGUGUCGGUUGUCGAAGAAGUGUUGAAAGGUUGUUCUACGACUUGAUGAAGUCAGGACAUCCAGCGUUGGAUCCAUUGGUUAUUACUCCCAAUGGUCUGCUUUCUAUAAAAGACGACGUUCUGGAAUCACCUCAACGACUUUGCACGAUAUUGCACGGACACAGCGCUAGGUUACAUAAUUUAGUGGAGAAACAACCGAGAAAUAGAAAAUCCCGGCGAUGCGUACUGCAUUCUUUGGAAAUUCAACGAAUGCGACCGCCACCGAACGCGUGGAGGGAAGUAUGGGAUUGCAUGGAACUACCGUGUCAACAGGAGUUGACUUUAAUCGAGACUGAUACACUUGAUGACACUUUGGAAACUUAUCUACGUAAACAUAGGUUUUGCGCCGAGUGCCGUAACAAGGUAUUAUUGGCGUCAUCUCUCCUGACACGAGAGCCCGAACCUACAAAAGAGAAAGGUUACGUAGCAGUUUUAUACUCUGGAAUUAAGCGUUGUAUAGCUGAUCAUCAUGUUCACUUGCCAACUAUCACGGAAUACAUUAGUACCCUUAUUGGUCGCGCGCAGCCAGAACUCAUGGGAAGGGAGCGCCAUGCGAAAACGCUGGAGAUUGCUCAAGAGGAAGUACUUACGUGUUUAGGUAUAUGUAUCGCGGAACGAUUGCAUAGAGUCCAUAGACGGCUGAAGGAAGAAGAGACUGUGUGUAAAGUACUAGCCGCGGUCGCAGUAGAUGCAUUAUCCAGAAAUUUCCAGAUGGCAGUCGAGGUGAAACAAGGUAUCUCUCAAUUAGAAUUGUUAUAUGAAGAAAUUACAAGGGAGGAAAUAGCGAAACAGCAGAGGCGUGAAAAGUUGCGACUUAAACGUAAGAAAAAGAAGGAACGUCGUUAUGAAACGGAAGAGAAGGAGAAUUCCUGUGACUGUUCAAAUGAAAGGCAAGGUAAAUCCUCCUGUAGUUGUGCAGAAUCAAAGCCGACGACGCAAAAUAUCGACCGACAUAAGUUACAGGUAUUAGAUCCAAAAAACAAAGGGCCACCAACAUGUAAAUGUCCGGAUUGUUUAAAAAAACAAAAAACGCCUAGUAUAUCACAAUCGCAAAGUAAAGUAGAAUUAGCAUUCCCUGUGAAAAAGACGACAAGUGCACAAAAAGCUAUUAAAAGCGGCACUUCCGAAGCAAAAACGAAAUUUAGUACAAGUCAAUCAAAGCAAAGUGACACAUCUCUCAAACAAUUACCUCAAGAGGAUUCGUCCGAUACUUGCGAAUCGUGUAAGGAAGUUGAAAAAAUUGACGAGGAUCAAUGGCAUGCAUAUGACAAAGACUGUAAAGAUUCUGUGACGACCAAUAAAAUGCUGCUAAAUGCUUGGAUAACGAAACCUAGUAAAGCUAGAUAUACUGUAGAUAAAACUAGAUAUACUAUGUGGAUAGAAAUGAAGAAACGUCUCGAAAUGUCCCAAAAAAAAAGUCACUCCUCCAGCGAGCAUUCGUCACAAGAUUGCGGAUAUUCUUCUGGACACAAUAUAAGUAGUUCCUCUCUUCCUAGUACGCCGGAGGGCUCCGAAGUAGCCUGCAAUGAUGAAUGUUGUAAUCACGAGGGGGCUUGUCACGAUAAACUUAAUCAUUCCAGUCCUAGUAUCUCUUUAUUACAAGAAGGAGGUUUGACGCUCUCGCAAAUGCUAAAGGAUUCCAAUUUCUCUGAUGAUGACGAGAAGGAGAGUUAUAUUCCAGCGGAGGAAGUGUUAGAGUUCAAAUCGCGAAUGUGUCAACUUACAGAGAAGCGGCAGGAACUCCGACAAACGCUUAGAGAACGUUUUGCUAUGUUAUGCAACCAUCAAAAACCACUUACCAUUUUUCACUAAGAAUUCCUCUGACAAUAUCUCUGACAUUUUUCUUCUUUUUUACAUUGAUUUACUGCCAAUAGAGCGGGAGACACAAAUACAAUAAAUGUAUUUUGAAUAAUUAUUAUUUGAAGUCAACUUUCUGAUGUUAAUUAAUGCCGAAAAUGUACACACACAUACACACAUAUAAAUCAAGAAGAGAUAGAAACAUAAUAUUACUUAUCUCUGCAAGCAGAGAAUUGCAUAUGAUAAGUAAAAGAUGUUAAGACGAAGAAGAUGGUUUCAAAUCAUAGUCAAAUAACAUUGACUUUGAGAAAAAUACAAAAUAUACAGUUCAUAAGACUAGAAAAUUGAAUUUGAUUGUAUAGAGAUCUGUACAAUUGAAGUAAACGUAGAUAUUUUGUAUGAAUAUGCCUUGGCUGUUGAGAAUAUGGCAGGUCCGAUUCUGUUGCGUGCAGUAAAUGCGAAUUGUUAUAGACACAAGUUCUCCAGGUGAUUGCCGUAUAUUUAAAAAAUAUUGUAUUUUCUUGAAAAAUUUUUCAUUUUCAAGAAGAUCAUAUAUUUAUACGGCGAUACGAUUAUUACUCGUGUCAGUGUUGUAAUAAUAGAGAUGCGAUGGAACAUUUGUCGGAAUCUUAAUAUAAAAUGAAUGUAUUGCAUUCCAAUAUAAUAUAUAUAUACACA
Molecule: messenger RNA, 3181 nt
Organism: Formica exsecta
Lineage: Eukaryota; Metazoa; Arthropoda; Insecta; Hymenoptera; Formicidae
Product: gametogenetin-binding protein 2-like
Exons: 12
Coding region: 407-2518 (703 amino acids)
Cellular component (GO): nucleus; cytoplasm
Source: RefSeq, a predicted model, not a curated record